This is a messenger RNA of Hydractinia symbiolongicarpus, 5673 nucleotides long. RefSeq lists its product as uncharacterized. The transcript is spliced from 2 exons. The coding region runs from base 3456 to 4190 and encodes 244 amino acids. NCBI's taxonomy places the organism in Eukaryota, Metazoa, Cnidaria, Hydrozoa, Anthoathecata, Hydractiniidae. The record is from RefSeq and is a predicted model, not a curated record.
CUACCAUCUUUUGAUUUUAAGAACCUUGCCCCAUUGGAUGGAUUAGAGGAGAGAGAGAGAGAGAGAUAGACAGAGAAUUACCUUUUUUACAACUAGUUGAUCUACAUGUUAUUUUAUUAUUAUUAUUUUUUUAGUUUUAAAAUACUACUGGUUUCUCUCAUGUAUCUUAUUCUAAAAGGUAAUUCAUAAAAACAAGCUCUUAAAAUAAUAAAUUUACCGAAUUUCAAUAAAAAAAUAGAUCAUCUGUUUAAACAAAAACAAUGGACACGUCCAUCUUUUUGAUAGGUAAAAACUGACAAGUAAAAUACAUCAGUUUUUUUAAACAAAAGUCAAGAUGCGUUUUUACCUAUGAAUCUUCCUUCAGGUUUAACCCUAUUCCAACUCGAGGGGGGUGGUUAGGGGCUGUUGACAAACAGUUUUCGUCUCCGUUAACGACAAAUUGGCCGCUAGACUCGGACCCCCCUCCCCCAGCCCCUUAACGGCAAGCCCAUUUCCCCUACAUAAGUUUUCGUCUCUGUUAAAGGAAAAUUUGUCGUUAAAUAGAAUUUUGCCCCCCUCUGUGCUUUUUGGAACAAUCUUUGUGGAGACUUAUACGAACACAAGAUACAUUUUUAAAACAACGAAUUCUAGAUUAUGGUGGAUUUUUACUAUGGAAACAUUUUUUAAUUUGUUGAAUUUUUCCAUUUUCCCUGAAAGAAACAAAAAAGGUGAGAAAGUGAAAUUCGUCUCCAUUUUUAUAUUUUUAACGGACGAUGCAGAGACGAAAACUGUUUGUCGAUGGCCCCUUAUGGUGUGGCCCUGAUAUUUUCUGACCUUUCCUAAAGUUUAUUUGGGGAUAUAUUGGCGAAAUUUGUUUUGGAAAAAUAUAUGCUCACCUUCAGCAUUCAUUCAUUUAAUUGACAUUGCCAAAGUCCAAAAAAUGAGAUAUUUUAAAUUUGGCCAAAUAACUUUAUUUCAAUAUAUUAUUUACUAUUGUUAUGCAAUAUAGAAGCAAAAAAAAUACAAGAAUAUGUCAAUGACUUAUUUUAGGUACAUUUUCACGUCACUAUAAUCUAUUGUCAUCCGUAAAAAAUUGAAAAUUGAUAUAAAAGUUUGUGCGUAAGAAAAUACCCACAACACAAGAAAAACACAAACAUCAGAAGAAUUUAACAGGUCUAACAAUACUUUAACAUAAAUGCCUAAAAAUUAUCCUAUUUGAGCCUGAAUGUGCUUAUAAAGGAUGAAAUUCAGGUUUAAAUGGAAGGUUUAAUGUAAGGGGCAAAAUCUCAUUUUUUUCAAAAAAAUUUUUACACAUUCGUAUAGAAUCGAAUAUAAGAUUUUUGAUUAAGAGAAAAAAAUUAUAAAACAAUAUAAAAGAAUGUCUUUGUUCCAAAAAAUCUACUUUACAUUCAUAACACACAUCGUCGCUGGAGAACAAGACCAUGCUAUGUCCGAAAAUACAAAACUGAGAAAAAUCACAUUAAAAAUUUUGUUUAGCCACAGAAAUAGUGUCUAUUUGUUAGGUAACUUAAUUAUAGCAAUUUCACUGACUCCAGUCAUCACUUUUAUUGGUUUUCAGGUGUUUGUCCACUUCAUCAUAAUUUUGGCAAUAUAAAGCCAUGUUUAUUAUUAGGAUUUUUUUGUUUUCCAGAAGUAUUAAGUCUAGUCUGAGCUAGUAAAGGCAUGAAACUGUCCUAUGUCCAACUACUUAGACCUAGGACUGUUUUGGUGUCCAGAAAUUUACUAUACAGUUAUUUAUAGUUACACCAAGUAAGACCAGUUAUUAGGACAUUUAGCAAAUUUAGCAAAUGUUUAAUAGCCUAUUGUGGACAUAGCAUUGUUCAAAUACAGUUUUUAACGCAGAGAAAAUUUUCCCACUGAAAUCUCAAUUUUCACAAAAAUUGACAUAGCACAGUCUUGUUCUCCAACGACGCGAAAAAAAUUUUCAGUGAAAUUUUUUUUUGUAGGGGUUUGAUACAUCUUGGGUGCUUUUUUGAAUUAAGUAUGAAUGUAAACCUAAUCAGGGUAAUGUGGUUUUUGUGAUGAAAGAAGUGAAUAAUUUCGUACCAAACUUUGAUGGGAAAUAUCUUUAAAAGUAGAAACAUUCAAUGUAUAAUUCAAAAAUGCUACCGAGAUAAAUUUAUAGUGAAUACAAAAUUGUAAACAGAAUGUAUGCAAAUCUUCUGGUUUUGUAAAUGGAACAAAUUUUCUAAACAAGGGCUCAUUUUUUUAAGCGUUUUUUGGAUGAUCUGAGAUUAUUUUUGCAAAUAAUAUUUAGAUCAUUGUCUAGAUAAUUUUAUAUGCUUUUGGAACAUAACUAUAUGUAAAUGCAUUGACCACCAUUUAUUUUUAGUCCACAAUUUUUAAUACAAAGCACUUGUUUCCCUGACUCACACCUUAACCCUAUUCCAACUGUGCUUUUAAGGGCUCUGAAUUGCUGUGGGAAGGGGGGAGUUGGUCCCCCCUAUGUAUCUUUUGAUUAGGAAAAAGUAUUUACUUCAUAUUUGUGGCAGUGAAGCAGGAAGAUCUUGACCGUUUAGAAAGGAAUGAGAAUGGUUAGGUGGAUGUGUAACGCCAGUCUGAGAGACAGAAAGAAUUCAGAUGAGCUAAGAAGCAGGCUAAGUAUCCGUAGAAUUAAAGUUGUUAUCCAGAUAAGAAGAUUGAAUUGGCUGUGGCAAUUGAAAAGAGGGGGAUAAUCGGGUAAGAAAGUGUAGAGACUUGAUAGUUCCUGGGGCAAAGGCCAAAGGCAGGCCAAGAAAGACUUGGCAGGAGGUUAUAAGAACAGGCUUGAUACACAGGAAGUUGAGUUUAGAUCUAACACAGUCUAGAUCAGAUUGGAAGAGGGUCAUCAAUAUACCCUGUCCAACCCAUGCUAGCAUGGAAAACGGACGUUAAGCCGAGAAUGAUGAUUUGGUAGGGAGUUAGUAUUUAAUGAGUAAAGUUCAUUUGAGAAAAAAAAUCCAUGAUGACGUCAUUAUUUUUUAGGUGACAUAAAAAAAACUCCCCAAUUUAGUCUCUUAGACCUAAUGAGAGUACGAAAUCAGUGUUAUUAGUUACAACAUACAUACUAUCUGAACUUGCCUUAGGGAUCGUCCACAAAUUUCGUCCCAUUAACGAGACGCUAUAAGACGAAAAAGUUAAAAAAAAUUCGUCUCGUUUUGUUCUUAAUUGAAAUUGAGACGAUUUAAAAAUCGUCUCAUAAAUAUCAGGAGACGAUAUUUUGUCAAUUCGUCUCAGAAUAAAAAAAGUGGAACAAAAUAUUUUAAGACGAAUUGAGACGAAUUGAGACGCUGCGGUAAAAUCACGGAGACGAAUUGAGACGAAUUAAGACGCUGCGGUAAAAUCACGGAGACGAAUUGAGACGAAUUAAGACGCUGCGGUAAAAUCACGGAGACGAAUUGAGACGAACUAAGACGACAGGGUUUCUUAAACACGAAAAUUUAUUUAAAAAGCUAGUGUUUUUUAAAGUGGUUUUAAUGUAUUCAGAUAUUUCAGAUAGCGACAGCGACCUAGAUUGGUUGUUUACGGACGAUUCUUUGUCCGAUGAUGAAAAUGAAGAUUACAUCAACGAAAUUUUACAAUGCGCUUCAAAAAAACGAGGCAGACCAGCGCUACACGAGCAACAUCCGGGCUUGGUUCCAUGUAUCGCAUCCUACAUAAGUCAGAACUCGGCCGAGGCCCAUUUGAGGCGCAGAGACAGUAUUAUGUACACAAAUGGUGUAAGCUUAAAAGAUAUUGUCUCUCACAUAAAAAGUACGCUCGGGUUAAAUGUGAGUAAGAGCGCGGUGCAUUACCUCAUGAGACCGAGGAGAAAAAAAACCACUUCGAGCAAGCGUCACAAAUCGUUGGUUGAUGCACGUGUUCCGCCCAAGCGCAACACGGGAGAAAAAAAGAUCCAUGAAGAUUUUCAUUUUUCUUGCUCCCAAGUUAACUUGGUUAAUGAGUUAGCGCAGUUAUGCAAUGAAAACACAAUCUCCUUGUCAGUUGACAACAAAAACAAGGUGGAUGUUGGUAUUCCCGCCACGAGUAGACGUGCGCAAAUCCGACGUUAUCACAUCGAAAAUGAGGCUCCCAUUUACAAUGACCACGACUUCCCCUAUCCGAAUAGUAAAUUAACCCCAGCAGGUUAUCAACAACAGGAACGCCAGCCAUUUCGAAUAUAUCUCCCAGUAAAGACGAGCUAUGUUUCGCAUCUAACUAUCUAUAUUUAAUAUCUAUAUAUUCCUUCCUAACAACAUAUUUAAAGAAUCCUAAUCUUAAAGAAUAUUUAUGGCUAAAUUCAGUUUCAGAUAUACUUACCAGUAAAUAUCGAAAAUAACUCAAGAUUCCAUCUGUCACGACCAAUAAUAAUAUUUUUUGUGAGAUUUGUUUCGCUUUUCCACAACAUAGUUCCAGCUUCGAACGACGAAGUUUGCUGUGAUAAAAUGUUGCCAAGUUUGAUAAAUAUACAGACCGUAACAUUCAACAAUCGAACGAGUACAAACAAUGUAGCUUAAGUUAAUCAGUAGCUGUGCCACUGCUAGCCAGGAGACCCAGCGUAAUUUUUCUUACCACCGGGAAAUCGGAGUAGUUAAGGUGGGAAAAUUACGCUGGGUCUCAAACGAUUUUUCUGCGGCCAAAAUCUGGCCGCGCUUUUUGAUUGGCUAAUUCUAUUGUUCUCUGCUCACGUGAUUAUUAUCGGGGAAAGCCCUUUUCAUCCCGAAUAUUCCAGCGAGUGGUUUCACUCACCCUAACAAACAUUAGUAUUCUACAAAGUUUUUACCAAAGUAAGAUUUGACCAAGCUUGGUAAACAACUCACAGAUAAAUUAAAAUGUCCUCCGAAGCGAUUAGUCACAUUGUUCGAUUUAAACUCGGGGUUUCCGCUGAGUCAUUCGUUCGCGUCUAAGCUUUAGUUUGAGAGAAACUCAUUUUAUCAACUGAAGAAGAAAGCUUAGUUAACUAGGCUAUGCCACUGCCGUUCCGCUAGAACAAUGGAAUAAUUUCUUUUUCACGGAACAAAAUCACGCUGGGUCUCCUGGCCAAGAUUUUUAAAGUUUCGUGUUAAACUCACGGAAGUGUUCGAAAAUAUUUUUCAACUUUUGAGACGAAUUUAUUAUAGCAGAGACGAAUUGAGACGAUUUGAGACGAAUUAAGAAAAUUCAUAGACGAAAUGAGACGAUUCGGAGACGAAUUUGUUUUUAAAAUAUGAUAUUCGGAGACGAAUUUGUGACUAUCAGGAGACGAUAUGAGACGAAUUAAGACGGUUAAGACACUACAAUGUUAUCACAAAAAAUCGUCUCGUAUGAAAGAGUUAAGACGAACAAAACAAAUUUACAAGACGAUUUAAAAUGAGCCGAAUUUAGACGAAAUUUGUGGACGAUCCCUUAAGAAAAAACAAAGGCAUGUAUAUAAUACAUUUAGAAAAAAUGUUUAAAAGUUUUUGAUGCGUCAUUAAUCGCUUGCCUUACAGUACAUGCAGUGACUGUAGAUGCAUGAUUGCCAGUGAUCAUGAACAGGCUUCUAAAUCAAAAUGCCGUUGUAGAGAAGUUUAUUUGAACAGGUUCAGAAAAUAUCCUUUACUUAUCAAGGCUAGCAUUUGCACAAAGUUUAAAACAUUCGCAACCUUGUUCCAUAACCCCACCGUUCAAUAUACUUGUAGUAGGAACUUGAAUGUGGCCGCUUUGAACUUGAAUGAAACAGUGUUCUUAUUGACU